Molecule: messenger RNA, 903 nt
Organism: Symbiodinium sp. CCMP2592
Lineage: Eukaryota; Dinophyceae; Suessiales; Symbiodiniaceae
Source: the annotation of a GenBank genome assembly
AUGUUUGACCAACGGCGGGCUGCAAGGGAGGACGCUCAGCUCUUGGUUUACAUGAUGUAUGCUGGCGCGCUCCAGUUUGUCCCGCGCCAGUAUCGCUCCGACCCACUGCGUUCUUUCCUUUGGCUGGCCGUGCGGAGGAAGGAGCUCCUCCCGGAGGGACAUCGCUCUUGCUUCGGUUUCUCGUCAAGCUUGGUGCACGCAGUGGGACCCGGAGGACCUGCGGCGGAGUGGCUUCACGAAGUCCGCGGCACGGUGGCGGGUUCCGGAGGCCAUGCUCGCGGAGUUGUCGCCCCUUGUCCUGGAUGUGCUCGGUGCUCCGGUGGAGGGACUUCCCUUUGUGGAGUUGUGCGCUAUGAGCAAGAUGAGUCUCAAGUACCUCACAUUGACACCAGCGAUGUGACGAUGCUGGUUUACCUCAGCAGUUCCGGUGGAAACACCUGCUUCCCAAAUCUACAGCGCAGCAUUAUGCCACGUGCAGGCCGUGUUCUGGUUUUCUGCAGCACGACACCUGGCGCUUCGCGAUUCGGUGGCUUUGCUGGCUCAGCCUACGGAGUGCCGAACGAUGACACCAUGCAUUUUGGUGGCCUCUGCCCUUCGAGGGGGGAGAAACUCAUUGUGCAGCUUCUGUUCGCUGCCCUGGAUCCGUCAUUGAAAAUCGGCUCCUGGGACGAGGCCCUGUGCGGCCGCGCCUUGAGGCAGGCCAGCUACAGCUCGGGAGUGGAGGCGCAGCCCCUGCCUGCAGUGCCCUCUGCAUCUCGACUGCCGCGUCUGGCGACCUCCCCGCAACGCUGUGCCACCGGCUGCAAGGGCCUGGCUUUGGAUUUGGAAGUGGCGCAGUGCGGUGAAGCCAAAGUUUGCAUUCACUGCUGGCAGCGUCGCCUAGAAGCGCUGAGAGGAAGCUGA